AUGGAUCAGUUACUAAACCUCGAACGGUCCAAAUCCGCAGGUAAAGUGAAGGGCAAUAUCGAUAAGUUCGAGAGCCUCUCACUGCGCGAGCACAGCAACUCAGACCGACCAACCAGCGCGAAAUCGAAACGGUCCAUUCUCGAGAUUACUUCUACCGCCAGCAGCGACGACAUUAGCACUAGUGAUUCUUUCGAUCUUCAGAUCUCCAAGCAACCAUCCAAGGCCUCUUCACAGACGACUGUUGAAGCCGAUCCUGCCUCUGAUAAGCGAAGGAAGCGUGAAUCGGCUGCUUUCCUCCAGAAGUCGUACCUGAACCGAGAGAGCGAUACCAUCGACAGUCUGCCCGAUGAUGCUAAGGCAAUACUCAAAAGCCAACCUGAUUACGAAGAUCUCCUCGCCGUCCUUCAGUACCUUGAAUGUGGAAUCCAGGGCAAGCAUGAUUUCAAUGUGCAUGUAACUGGACCGAACGCUUCCCAGAUCAUUAAUGCAUUAGUCACUGUCACCAUUCCCGAUCACUGGCCCGUCCUCCGCAUCCAUAAGCUACCUAAGCAACACGAGCUAGUCAAGCAAUUGAUCGUGCUCACCUUUCGAAGCGUCGCAGGAAUUGGAGCUCUCCUCAUGCAGAUCAGGAAGCUCGGUGCAAACCCCAGAGAAAACACCUCUAUCCUCGAGGAUACCAUCGCCGUCCUCCAACUCGUGCUCCAUAAAGAACAGUUCCUCGGCAUGAUGCUGCGAGACGCUCGAAGAUUAUCUCCUAAGGAAACACAGCGCCGUCUACACUGGCAAGAGGUGGUGUCAUUGGUGGGGGGCAGCAAAAUACUGUCAUUCGUUGCCCAAGCCAUGACCGCAGGACACAUAUCGACAGGUCGCUUAAAGUGGUUGGGUGACGGCAACGAGUAUUGCAAAUGGCUUGCCAAGAACGUGGCAAUUGUUGCGAUUGAUCUCAGUCCACAGGACUUGGAAGCGUGGGUUAUGCUUGCUCAGGUUGUGAAGCGGGCACUCAAUCUUGGCUAUCGAGCAGACACUUUCGUAUCUGAGCUCUAUCAUUCACUACUGCUCGGUAACCAGGCGCUGUGGACGCCGCUACGGACGUUGUUAAACCAUCUCACUGCACAAGAGCAGCGACUGUUCUUUGAUGCCAUGCUGCGAGACCUGGUCCGGAAAUAUUUGCGACAUGGGCCUGUCACUAGUCCGUCACAAAAGAACGGGCUGGAGAGCGAGUCAAAUGUAGGAGGAGUUGCGGCCAUGGUUUCCGGCAUGGCUCAGAAUAAUACCGUCCUGGAGGAUCAUAUCGUUCAGUGGCUAACAAGCACCAAUGGGAAGUAUGCAAGUCUUGGUCUUGACACCCGUCGGGCCGUUAUUGCAACAUUGGCGCUCCGUCAGGACAAACUACAGAGUAUACUGGACAAGUGCUUAGAGAACUUUGGCGACAAGCUGCAAAUCCAGCACAACCCUAUCUUACAGCAAGAGUCAAUGGCUGAGGUACUACUCUUGACUAUUGGGUAUUUGCAUCGUAUGAACCCAGAAGCAAUCAGGCUUGUGUCCAAGAGCGGAGUAUUUCUUCACACUGUGUCGAGUCGACUCUCCGCCUCUGUGCCGCGGGUACGCUUGCUUGGCAUGAUCAUUGCGACGGCGGUCUCUAGACUUGUUGAUGGCCCUGAGAAGGCCAUGAGUUUUGGCGUUGAUGAGCUCGAGGCCGACGAAAGCCAGCAUUUGUUAGAUCUUGUGAACAUCAAGGAUGAAGUUGGCAGCAUCCAGAAGCUGAGGACCCAAGAUUACACCCCAAAGCCUGACCCUAUUGAAUCCAACAUCCUCCCCAGAGUGAAAGUAAGGAGAAGUACCCGACCGCAGCAAUCCAAGAUCAUCGCCAUUGAGGAGAUUGAGGAUGACCCAGGCGAGGAAUCGGAAGACGAAGACCUGAUACCCUAUCAGAAGCCCGACGAAGACCCAUCGGACUCUGACGAUGAUCCAACCCUUAUCAACCGGGACAAGCCUUCAGCCCCUGUCUACAUAAUUGACCUUAUCAAACAGUUGCAGAGUGACGAAAAGCCAGAUGUGAUAGAGCUGGCACUCAAAACCGCCCCGUCGCUGAUCCGACGCAAAGCCAACUUUGGCACCGAGAUCUCGGACAAUGUUCAAGUCGUUGCUUCUGCCCUUAUGAACCUCAGGUCGCCCAUUCUCGACACCGCCGAACUCCAUCGUCUUCGCCUAGAGUCACUCAUCGCCUGCCUCAUCUCCCAGCCUCGGCUCAUCGCACCCUGGCUCGCGUCGUUGUACUUUGAAGGUGACUACUCACUCGAUCAACGCGCCAGCAUCCUCAGUACCCUAGGAAUCGGUGCCCGGGAGUUUGCUGGCUUGGAUACCCCUACUCCCACCUCCGAAUCAAGUGUUGCGUUCCCAUCCCAACAGCUUCCACCACGUCUCGCCUCGAUUUACGCACCAAUCGAAUCCACCGCCCGCCAGAUCGAGCACAGCACCAUGCAGCCCCUAGCGCUCGCCGCCGCCGACAAACUCUCUGGCCCCGACGUCCUCAAGGUGCGGACCUUCUCUUCUCGGCUCGACGUCGAGAAACGGCGCAAAGAGCAAGCCGCGGCGCGCACAAAGCGCAUUCCCAAGGACCUGCACAAAUUGCUGGCCGAGUGCUUCUUCCUGCCCCUCUGCAGUCGACUGAGUCUGGUGCUGUCCAGUAACACCAUCGGCUUCACGCGAAGUAGCAGCAUCUUCGACCCUAACAUCAUCAGGCUCUACCUGCAGACGCUGAUCAUCGUGUUGAACGCGCUGGGUCCCAAUGCCGUGGAGCUAGGAACGGUUACGCGCGAGGCGCUGGUGCUGCUGGAGGCGCUGACGGGCCAGGCGCUGGCACUGGAUGCGGUGGUGUUGCCGGCGGUGCUGCAUCUGUUGCUGGUGGUGUUGGACCUGACGGUGGAGGCUGGGCGGGCGGCGGAGGAGAGGCUAAUCACGGAGCUGGGGGCCACGGUGGCGGAGGUGAUGAGGUGGGUGGGUGGGCUGGAAGAUAGGGGUGUGCCGGUCGUGGAUGUUGAGGGCGUGGGCGGUGGGCUGCAGUGGAAUGCGUUGGCUGCUGGGUUGCAGGUCAAGUGGCAUGAGAUGGGGGGAAGGUGGCAGGGGAGGAUGCUCGGGCUGAUGGGGGUGGAAGGGAUGGAUUUCGACUGA
Messenger RNA from Cyphellophora europaea CBS 101466, 3171 nucleotides. RefSeq lists its product as uncharacterized. Gene Ontology annotation, biological process: protein stabilization; telomere maintenance via telomerase. Gene Ontology annotation, cellular component: cytosol. The transcript has 4 exons. The record is from RefSeq and is a predicted model, not a curated record. Lineage: Eukaryota; Fungi; Ascomycota; Eurotiomycetes; Chaetothyriales; Cyphellophoraceae. The coding region runs from base 1 to 3171 and encodes 1056 amino acids. Gene Ontology annotation, molecular function: telomeric repeat DNA binding; Hsp90 protein binding.